AUGGGUGCAUUGCGAAAUACAUUUAUUUCCAAGAAAGUUGACAACAAGAAGAAAAAGAAACUUAAGAAGGUGGAAGAUAAGAUGCUUGGAUGGGUGUUGGUCAAUAUUGUUUUAGAGUCAAAUUUUAGUGCUUCAGAUCCUUGUGCAUAUUGGCUUGCAAGUGGUCGUGAUGAUGUAAAGUUGUCUAUUCCAGCUACUGUUGUUCUUCGUUAUAUGUUCAUGCCUGCUGAAAUGAGGAAAUGGGAAAAGAAAGUUGUUCAUGAGGAAUUUGGUAUUCUUGAAGGUUUAAUGACAAUUGUUCAUGCAACUACAGCAACACAGAAGACUAUUGAUGGCCCAUCAAUGAAGGAUUGGAGAGGAGGCUGUGGAGCUGGAAAAAAUAUCAUUACUAGUUCUAUUGGUGCUGCAAAGGCUGUUGGAAAGGUUCUCCCAGAACUGAAUGGAAAACUUACUGGAAUGGCCUUCCAUGUUCCAACUUCUAAUGUCUCGGUGGUGGACCUAACUUGUCGACUUAAGAAGAGUGCUUCCUAUGAAGAUGUCAAGGCAGCCAUAAAGUAUGCAUCAGAGGGACCACUUAAAGGCAUUCUUGGGUACACAGAUGAAGACGUUGUCUACAAUGAUUUUGUUGGUGACACAAGGUAUAAUUUCUUUGAUGUGUAUUUUUAAUACAUUUUAAUUACACUGAUGGAACUAUUGGCAAUGUCAUGCGUAAGAAGUCUGUUUUCAUCUUGCUAAUAUUCUCUUAACUAGUUUUUUUAAAUGGC
This is a messenger RNA of Humulus lupulus (European hop), 764 nucleotides long. RefSeq names its product glyceraldehyde-3-phosphate dehydrogenase GAPCP1, chloroplastic-like. Gene Ontology annotation, molecular function: oxidoreductase activity, acting on the aldehyde or oxo group of donors, NAD or NADP as acceptor. Bases 1 to 666 code for a protein of 221 amino acids. The transcript is spliced from 9 exons. The record is from RefSeq and is a predicted model, not a curated record. NCBI's taxonomy places the organism in Eukaryota, Viridiplantae, Streptophyta, Magnoliopsida, Rosales, Cannabaceae.